AUGGCUACGAAAAGUCUUACCGUUGGUGUGGUCGGAGCAGGUCUUGGCGGACUAAGUGCUGCUAUUGCCAUGGCCCGAGCCGGUGCGGAUGUUACUUUGCUCGAAGCUGCCCAUGAGCUAGGAGAAAUUGGUGCUGGGAUCCAGGUGUUCCCAAAUGUUUCCCGAUUCCUCAUCCGGUGGGGCGUGGACAAGAUAAUCGGGGAUAACUUGGUGGAACAUGACGAGUGCAACACUUACGUUGGCCCAGAAGCGACACUUGUCGCUCAUUCCGCACCUUCGGACCUCGCACUCCGUUCUGGCUUCCCAUGGUGGGUCGUGCGACGUGAUCAUCUCCACCAUGGCCUUACUGAGUCUGCUCGUCAUCACGGUGUGAAGGUUAGAGUCAAUUCUCGCGUGAACUACCUCGAAGAUUCGGCGACGGCUAUUAAGCUCUCAACUACUAAUGGCGAGACCUAUUCCUUUGACUUCGUUGUCGGAGCCGACGGCAUCAGAUCCUUUAUUCGCUCCCAACUUGCCCCUAGUGUUAGCCCAAAGGCACCAUCAAAAGUUGCCGCGUACCGUGGCGUCCUCUCCUACGAGCAGAUCUUUUCGGAGAUCCCUGAGGCAAGGGCAUAUCUUCGGAAUAGCAUGGACGUAUGGGCAGGGCCGAAUGGAUACAUCUUGACGUACCCUAUCUCUGGAGGAAAAGAGCUCAAUAUCGUGACUGCUUUCUGCAAAGACGAUUAUGUGACCGAAAUGGGAGAGGUGGAUAUUGAAGAAUUCCGGAACUACUAUCAAGACUACAGUCCGGUGAUCCAGAAAGUUCUUCGCCUGGUCAAUUAUUCGCACAGAUGGCCGCUGCUGCAGAUGCCUCCCAUGAAAAGCUGGUCAAACAAGCACGGGAAUGUGGUGCUCAUGGGUGAUGCAGUCCACUGCAUGCAAAACCACAUGGCCCAAGGUGCUGCUACAGCAGUCGAAGAUGGCGCGUUUCUGGGCCGUAUUGUGAGCGAGGUAAUCCGAGGCACUAUAUCAGUAAAUGAAGGUGUCUCCCUUUACGAAAAACAACGCAUUCCAAAGAGUUGGAUAAAACAGCAGAUUUCACACGUGUCAGGUCUUAUGAAUAUGGCCACCCACACGACGGAACGCGACAAUGCUUCUGUUCCCGAGGUUCUGGCUGCCUUCCAAAACCGUGUCAACCCGGUCAAGCCGCCACCUACUUAUCGGUCAUGGCAAUUUUAUUGCUCAAGCGAUACCGUGCCCGGAAUCUUUUAUUAUGACGCUGAAGGUGACGCUGACGCAGCCGUGUGCGAAUACCUCACUAGCAGAGGUCCAGUUAAUGCAGACGAAAUGCUCAGCGAGAAUUUACGAGAUAAGUGGACUGGUUAUGCCAGAAAUAACGGGAUAGUUCGCCAGGCAUCCGUUCUAUGA
Messenger RNA from Penicillium daleae, 1407 nucleotides. RefSeq lists its product as uncharacterized. The transcript has 3 exons. Gene Ontology annotation, biological process: secondary metabolite biosynthetic process. Bases 1 to 1407 code for a protein of 468 amino acids. NCBI's taxonomy places the organism in Eukaryota, Fungi, Ascomycota, Eurotiomycetes, Eurotiales, Aspergillaceae. Gene Ontology annotation, molecular function: monooxygenase activity; FAD binding. The record is from RefSeq and is a predicted model, not a curated record.